Messenger RNA from Lecanosticta acicola, 2418 nucleotides. The record is from the annotation of a GenBank genome assembly. NCBI's taxonomy places the organism in Eukaryota, Fungi, Ascomycota, Dothideomycetes, Mycosphaerellales, Mycosphaerellaceae.
AUGGCGACGGCACAGCCUGAAUGGCGCGCUCCUCCAGAGCCAUCCGAACAAGUACGAGCGCGGCUGCCGAGACUGAGCGUAUACAACUCAUUGACAAGAAGCAAAACACCAUUUGUGCCGAUAGAUCCAGAGGGAAAGAAAGUCGGCUGGUAUGCGUGCGGGCCGACUGUAUAUGAUGAUUCCCAUCUCGGUCAUGCGCGGAACUAUGUCUCUCAAGACAUCAUCCGCCGCAUCAUGAGCGACUACUUCAAGUUUCAGGUCUUCUUUGUCAUGAACAUCACGGACGUGGACGACAAAAUCAUUCUGGCUGCGAGACAACAACACUUGUUGUCUCAGUUCUUGAAUCAACACAAAGAAGUCGACGAGGAAGUCCGUAAGACAACACUGCAGGCGUUCCAGGCAUAUGUGCAGAAGAACCUUCCGAUGGUGAGUCACGAGUUGGCGCCUGAAGACUUUGCGGAGGCUGUGCUGGCAGCCUAUGGCCAUGUGCUCAAUGGCAAGAGCCUGGCUAACGACAACUCGCCGCCUGGUGAGAAAGAAGCAAAAGUCAAAAUGCACCUGAAAACGUCGACAUCAGCUGCCGAGGCACUGCUUCUUUCGAAACCCUCGUUGGAUGAGUUCGGAGCGAAGGCAUCAGGGGCUCUUCUUCCCUAUAUCGACUCUCUGCAUGCAUCAACGGUGACGGGCAAAGACCAUGACAUCUUCACCAACUUGACAAAACGUUACGAAGCACGAUUCUUUGAUGACAUGAAAGCACUGAACGUGUUAUACCCAGACAAACUGACCAGAGUCACGGAGUAUGGGCCUCAGAUCGUCGACUUUGUUAAGCGCAUUCAGGAUCAUGGAUUCGCAUAUGCGAAUGAGGGCUCUGUGUACUACGAUACCACUGCCUGGGAACAGACAGGAGGUGUCUAUGCUCGUUUAGAGCCUUGGAACCGAAAUGAUCAAGAAUUGCAAGCUGAUGGUGAGGGGUCUCUUUCCGCGAAGAAGACCGGCUUCAAGAAGAGUGGUGCCGAUUUUGCGCUGUGGAAAGCGUCCAAAGCAGGCGAGCCAAGCUGGGAAUCACCAUGGGGCGAGGGUAGACCGGGCUGGCAUAUCGAGUGCAGUGCCAUGGCCUCAGAUAUUCUUGGCGAGCAGUUCGACAUUCAUUCUGGCGGCAUCGACCUGGCGUUUCCUCACCAUGACAACGAACUGGCGCAGUCAGAAGCGUACUGGGCGGAAUCGGGGAAGGAUAGCAAGCAAUGGGUGAACUAUUUCCUGCACAUGGGCCAUUUGGGCAUUGCGGGUGCCAAGAUGAGUAAGAGCCUGAAGAACUUCAAGACCAUCAAAGAAGCACUCGAUGAAGGCCUAUACAAUCCGAGGUCACUUCGCAUGGUGUUUCUGCUAGGCGCCUGGAAAGAAGGGUUGGAGAUCAGCAUUUCCCCAGACGCUGUGUCAGCUGCUAACCAGGAGAGCGAUGCCUGGGAGGAGAAAGUCAACAAUUUCUUCCUCAAAGUACGCGAUAUUCAGAUGCACCCAACAAGCGGGCAAAGCAAUGCCGCGAACGGGAGGAGCGGCCAAUCCGACGAUCUUGAGAAGGAAUUUGAGAGCUCAAAACAGAAGCUUGACGAGGCCUUGCGCGACUCAUUUGACACUCCACGAGCAAUGCGCAUCAUUUCGGAGCUAGUUACUACGUACAACUCGGCUUCAUACGUCUCUGACGAGACAUCGAUAGCGAUCGGCAAGUGGAUUACAGAGAUCCUUGUGAUGUUUGGACUCGAUGCGAACUACCGUGAAGGACAAAUGGGGUGGUCCGGCAUCGAAAUCCCGGAGGUAGCCAAGCCUUUCAUCUACGCAGUCUCUGAACUGCGUGACAAGAUCCGAUCAGCAGCGAUCAAGGGUAAUUUUGACUUGGCGGCUCUUGGACGGCUUGAUGAGAAAGACACUGUCUACGGUGACGAUCAGCCCUACGCGAAGGUUCUUGCUGGUUUCCAGCGGAAGGUCGUCGAGCUGUAUACGAAGAAUGCUCCGGCUAAAGACUACCUUGCAGCUUGCGACGAUCUCAGAGAUGAUAAACUGUGGAGUCUGGGCAUCUACUUGGAAGACAGGGAGGGCCGCCAUGCUCUUGUCCGACCACUUUCAGCUUCGCUGCGAAAGGAGCGAGCGGAUCGCGAGGCAAACGCGAAGGCAAAGGCUGCCGCGAAAGAGAAGGCCAAAGCAGACGCCGAGAAGGCCGAGACGGAGCGCCUUGAGAAGGGCAGACUCUCGCAUCUCGACAUGUACCGGACCAGCGAAUACAGCGAAUGGGACAGCGAAGGCUUGCCAACCAAAGACGCUGCUGGUAACGAGGUUGCCAAAUCGAAGACCAAGAAGCUGAAGAAGGACUGGGAACGUCAGAAGAAACUGCAUGAGGCGUUCCAAGCCAUGCAGGUGAAGUAA